Messenger RNA from Saprolegnia parasitica CBS 223.65, 387 nucleotides. RefSeq lists its product as hypothetical. NCBI's taxonomy places the organism in Eukaryota, Oomycota, Saprolegniomycetes, Saprolegniales, Saprolegniaceae. Bases 1 to 387 code for a protein of 128 amino acids. The transcript is spliced from 2 exons. The record is from RefSeq and is a predicted model, not a curated record.
AUGCACCUGAGCGCGCUUGUUGGUCCAUUGUUUUUUCACUUGAGUGCCAACCCGAACAGUGCCUUCGUUGCGAGUCGCGUCGUCUUGGCCAGUCUCGACGUCUUCGUCUGCAGCGUGCUCCCACCGUACGAGAUGCCGGAUACCGACCGAGCCGCGCGCAUCCACGCCAACAUUGACUCGAUCGCCACGACGCUCCACGAGGUCCUCUCGCAGCUCGCGGACGGCCUCGACGCGCCGUCGUCACCCGCUUCUGCCAGCGUUCUCUGCGAAACUAUCAUGGCGCUCCCCGACGCGUCCAAGCGCAUGCCGUCGACGCUGCGUCGUAUCGUUACGGUCACUGCAUUGGUGCAAUGGUUACAAGACAGCGCUACGAUCUACUUCUCAUGA